Molecule: messenger RNA, 1520 nt
Organism: Leptopilina boulardi
Lineage: Eukaryota; Metazoa; Arthropoda; Insecta; Hymenoptera; Figitidae
Product: tRNA N(3)-methylcytidine methyltransferase METTL6
Exons: 9
Coding region: 224-1030 (268 amino acids)
Source: RefSeq, a predicted model, not a curated record
UUUCUCGUUCACUUUCUCUUGAACUUCGUCAGCAGCAGUGUAUAAUUUUUGUAUGUGAUUAAAUUUUUUUUUUUUUUUGUUCACCAAAGAAUACGUAAUUUAUUGUCGUCAAUUUAAUAAUUUUUAUAAAUAAUUAAUUUAAAAUUUAGUAUCAUAAUAAAAUUUAUUUAUGUUAAAAUUAGUUUAAAGUUAUAUCGUGAUAUAUGUAUUGCGCGAGUAAAAAAUGGCGGAUUUCCCUCAAUCCGACCACGUGGUGAAGCGUUUAACAUCACAAGAAAUUGAGAAACUUGACGCUCAAAAUUCACGAAUAAUUUCUCAAUUUCGUGCAAAACAAUUAGAAAAAGAUGCUAAAAAAUAUUGGGAUUUAUUUUAUAAAAGAAAUGAAACAAGAUUCUUUAAAGAUCGUCAUUGGACGACAAGAGAAUUUCAAGAAUUAUUAGAUAUUGACGACUCUAAAGAACAAAUUCUUAUGGAAGUUGGUUGUGGAGUUGGAAAUUUUAUUUAUCCAUUAAUUGAAGAUGGAAUUAAUGUUAAAAAAAUAUUUGCCUGUGAUUUAUCGCCAAGGGCAAUUGAAUUUGUUAAGAUGCACAAUCUCUAUGACCCACAAAAGAUAGAAGCUUUUCAAGCUGACGUUACAUUGGAAAAGUGUUUUUCAAAUAUCGAUAUUCCAAUAGAUAUUGCAACUCUCAUAUUCGUCUUGUCAGCAGUACAUCCAGAUAAAUUUAAACGAGUAGCAGAAAAUCUAUUCGAUAAAUUGAACAACGGUGGCAUGAUAUUAUUUCGAGAUUACGGAUUAUAUGACAUGGCUCAACUGAGAUUUAAGGCGGGACAUAAAAUUGCAGAAAAUUUUUAUAUGCGACAAGAUGGCACAAGAAGCUACUAUUUUUCAAUUGAAGAGAUUAAAAAUCUUUUCGAAUCAAGUGGCUUUGAAACUGUGUCCUGUUCGUAUAUUCACAGACGAACAAUUAAUUUAAAAGAAAACAUCGAUGUGCCGAGAAUUUUUGUUCAAGCAAAAUUUAAAAAACCUUGAAAAAAUGAGUAUUCUAUAUGAAUGAUGUGAAAAUUCAUUUCAAAAAAUGACUGUCUUCAAAAUUUCCCACAAUCAAGCAAGUUGAGCAGUGUACAUUGAGUGUUACACUUUGAAAAGAUUCUUUGGAAAAUUGAAAUUGGAGUCUUCUGAGAUUGUCGGGAAGACUUAAAAUAAGAAACUCAAUCUUGUCUUGAAACUUGGAAAGUUAACUGAGAAUUUUAAUCAACCAAGACUAAAAUUGAUUUCAACAUUCUAACCAUGGAAUUCACUUUGAUCCAAUAAAAGAAUCCACUUUCAUUUUUAUGGAGUUCUCUAUAAAGAAAAGUCACAGCGUGAAACUUAAAGCUAAAUGCAGAGGACUGAUGUAAGACGCAAAUUUAAUUAACUGGUUUGUUAAGGGGCUACAAUUUUUUUUCAUCAAGAAAAUGAAAGUAUCACAAUAAAAUUUUGUAAUAAAUAAGUUAUUAAAAUAAAUUGUUAAGUCUUUAAA